Messenger RNA from Solanum pennellii, 1675 nucleotides. RefSeq lists its product as uncharacterized. NCBI's taxonomy places the organism in Eukaryota, Viridiplantae, Streptophyta, Magnoliopsida, Solanales, Solanaceae. The transcript has 4 exons. Bases 404 to 1675 code for a protein of 423 amino acids. The record is from RefSeq and is a predicted model, not a curated record.
AAAAAAUUAUGCAAAAAAUUACCAAAAUUAUAUUUUCCUGAUGAAAGUAGAACAUUCACAUAUAUAAUUGAAACAGAUUCAAGCGAUCACAGUUAUGGAGGAGUACUAAAAUAUAAAUAUGACAAAGAAAAGAUAGAACACCAUUGCAGGUAUUGCUCAGGAUCAUAUACUGAGGCACAAACAAAAUGGGAAAUAAACAGAAAGGAAUUAUUUGCAUUAUAUAAAUGUUUAUUAGCAUUUGAACCAUAUAUAGUUUACAAUAAAUUUAUUGUAAGAACAGAUAACACACAGGUAAAAUGGUGGAUAACAAAAAAGUUAGAUGAUUCAGUUACAACAAAAGAAAUAAGGAGAUUAGUAUUGAAUAUAUUAAAUUUUACAUUUACAAUUGAAAUUAUAAAAACUGAUGAAAAUCUCGUUGCAGAUUACCUAUCAAGAAAAAGGAACACAAACUGAACCAGAUACAACAGAAGAAAUACUCAAAGCUAUUAAUACACUUUCUACGAAGGUGGACAGUAUGGGAAAAGAGUUACAAAAUCUAAAAGCUAAUAGUCAGCAGCAUGACUAUAAAUAUGCGGAGCUACGCCAACAUACAAAGUUACGUCGAUCGGAAGACGCUAAAAUUCCAGAGCUACAAGGAGAUGUUGGGAAACUCCUUAAAACCCACAACAUUAACAUUGCUAAUGUUGCAGGUACAAGUACAGCAGCUAUGGAAAAAACUACAUCAAAAAAUACAAACUUAAACAACUUAUUUACAAAACCAUUUAUUCCAAAGGCACAGAUAGUAGAUACCCCAGCACCACAAACAUCUACAUAUGCAGCAAGCCUACACAAAGAAAAGAAAAUAUAUAACCAUAUAUCCCAAACUUACAUUGAAAACCUAUACAAAAUCCAAAACUUUUUAAAUCUUAAACCCAAAUCUACCACGACCACAGAAAAAACCCAGGAUUAUUUAACCCAAAAAUUACAAGGCUAUAAUAAGUUAAUUGCACAACCUAAAACGAAUCCAAACUUAGUUAAAACCUGUUACAGUUAUGGAUUACUUAAUACGGUAUAUACAUAUGAUGGUAUAGAGAUAAGUGGAAUCCCAGAGAUCCACAAAGCCUUUUUAAUAUACAAAAGAAUAACAAAAGGAAAUUUAUUUUUUAUAAAAUUUUAUACAGCACCAGCUGAGAUACUUUAUGAUGAGAUAAAACCAAUAAUCCAGAUAGUGAAAAUUGGAUUAACGCGAGAAAUGAUAAUACCGGAAGACAUAGGGCAACAGCCAGAGAUACCAAAAAUCGAGAUACCCAGUUUUUAUGCAAAUAAAAGAAUAAUUGGAUUAUCAACUAUCAUACAGAAGUUUAAGGCAAUAUCAGAAAAGGCAAAGAAUGUUAGAUGCAGUCUAAAGGAUGGUUUGUUGCAUACUGGAGGUGCAAAUCCGUUGGAACAAUUGCAAGAGAGAUGGAAAAAGAAUUGGGAUGCAUUCCUAUUGACUGGAGGUUUUCAAGAAGACUCAUUUCAGGAAGAAAGAAAAAGAGUUGGAUCCGGAUGUAAUAACUUUCAGAACUAUGUCGUUGAGAAUCUAUAUAGUUCGGUCCCAUUGACACCUGAAAUGUCCACCCAAAUUUUGAAUGAAAUAGUGGUAGGGGGGAACACAAGGGUAGAUGCUAUGGUCUUGGCUCUCGAAACGAUAUAA